CGAGAACUCAGCGCAACGCCGGAAACCGUAUCGCAAGCCGAUUUCACCGGCGCAACUUUUCUUUUUUUGUUCAGUCAGUCGGAUCGGCGCGCCGUAGCGAGGCGGGCGGUGCAAUGGCGUCUCACUUCAGAAUCCAGAAGCCAUACGAGCUGACCUCGCUCCCCAAGACGCUAGACCAGACGGUCAACACCUAUGCGGUUGGAGAAGUGUUCGGCCAGGCCCAAGGGUCCAAGAAACGAAAGCGCCCGGAGCUGGCUGUUGGCAUCAACGGCGAGGCGCUGAACAUAUAUGAUGCCCCUUCGUCGAGACUGAUCACCUCAUAUCCCGUCCCCCCGCAAGCUUCCUUCAGCUGCCCACCCCUGUCGCUGAGAUAUAAGACUUCCGACAAAAAUAUCACGAGAUACACCUACGCUUCCACCUUGGAGCCAAGGCCCAAGCUCUCGCUGUACAAGGAUGCCCUCGGGGCUGCCGGGGGCAGCGCUUCGACUAGUGUCUCCCAUCCUCUUCCUCGAUCGUGCCGUAUCGUCCACCUUGCUUCGACAUCCGCCGCAAAAUCCGUCCCCUCUCAUCCAGACCUCAUUGCCGUCGCCAAGACAGGCGCCGUCUCCUGUUUUGAUGGCGAAUCGCUCGAGGAGAGGUGGUCGGCAACUCCUGCGGCGCUCAAGCAGGACACGGGGCUGACUGCCUCGGCAGAGUUGCGCAUCGAUCUUGCGCAAUUAGCUUCCGUUGCCGACGUUGUGCGCGGCCUGUUUGGGGGGAAAGACGACUUAGUGAAGCUCUUUUUGCCAAACACUGCAGAAGAUGUCGAGAAUGCCGACCUCUUGGUUCUGCUCUCGACGGCAUCAGUGGCCGACAAGGAGGUCCGCCAUGUUCACGUCGCUGCGAUUCCGCCACCAACCCACGGCAGCACGGGUGGCAGCCAGGGUGUCAUACAGAUUUUUGCCGCGCCCCUCCCUGCACGAGCAUCGAGCUCCGAAGAGCCCCCCAUCUACCGUUUCGACCUCGCGUCUGGCUCCGUCACUGAGCUUUGCGCCGAGACGGUUACGACUUAUGACAUCUCGUCCGCUGUCCCUCGAGCCGAGAGCGAGCUGCAUAUCCCAGGCGCACGCUCGUUCCUGCGAAUUUCCAAGACCUCCAUCCUCACUGCUACGGAAACGGACCUCGCCAUAUACAACCCGCUCUACCGCUCACUACAGGCUUCACUCCCCGUAGAGGCUGCGCCAAAACAGGCGGGCACGUACAAGCUCGUCGCAUACUUUGCCCGCCUCGAGAUGGUGGUAGCACUUUUCGGGGCUUCGCUGGUGGCGAUCCAGUUGGAGGCGCCCAAGAGCAGAUCGAAGAAGCGCCGAGCGGAGGGACUUCUCAUCGACUCCAUCGGACGUGGACUGGUGGCGCCGGUGAAGAUCAGCAAGCCUUCUGAGAAGUUCGAAGCCACGGGCUUCUCAACAUUCACCCCGCCCCCUCUCGAGAGUGUCUAUGGACUAGGGUCCUGGAUGGACGACGCCAAGCAAGCCGAAGAUUCCAUGGAGUCCGGCGAAUACGAUGAUUUCGAAAAGUUCAUGGCCUUUUCAUUCGAGGUUCACUGCGUGGAUGACGCGGAACAUGGUGGCGCCGAGGGUGUGGCCAUGGACAUUGACGAGCCAAAGGCCAAUGGCGUCGCAUCUGGGCCGCGCCGUGUCACAGGACCAAAUGGAGAUUCCUACUGGGCCGUCAACGGGCGCGCACUCCCGAUCUGGAGCUUUCCGGAUCAACUCAAACAAGCCGACCGACGCAUGGUUAUGUACAGCAUACAGCGAGCGUUCACCGUCGUCAAUGACGGAGUCUCCAACCUGCUAGGUUGGCGGCUACGCUGCCGGCUUCCCUGGAGCGGUGUGCUUCAGUACCAGGCUCUGGCUGGUCACCUCACGAUCCCCAACGUACAAGCGGCCCUCGAGUCGGAGCAUCCUGACCUUGAAGGUUCAGAAAACGUGCUGGCGGAGCAGCUUCCCUUGAUCCUGGCCGAGGUCGAUCCAACACUCGGGCUGCUUCUCACUUGGCUGGCCGCCACUGGCCUUGGACCUGUUGAUAUUCUAUCUUCUGUCAAGAUCAUCAUGCGCAGCCUCGAGCUGAUCCAAGACCCGCAGAAGAUGACCAAGAACCUCCUCACAGAUGCUCCUGCCAACGACGCCGAAAACAGCGCGCAGGAGGGUGGAGAAAUCGGCAUGGAGCUCGACCGCCUCGAGGAGCAGCUGAAUCUCACCGAGCACUACCUCGUCGAUGAGUCCAGCAACCGCGCGCGAGGGCUCAGCAUAGCCUUCAACAAACUGGGAGGCUGCCCUCCCUCGGCAAACGUGCGGGCAAUCCAGCAGAUCUUCCGCCCGGAAGAGACGCUUUCCCUGAUAUAUCUACUUCGGAUGGAACUAAACAGGGCCGGCUGGACCAGCCGCUACCUGGACGGUACGCGGCUAGUCGAGAACGACGAGGUGGAAGCCGUUCCGGACAGCAGCAUUCGCUCCAUCGCGGACCUCCUGUGCCAGUGCAUCGACUCAGUGGGGCCGGGCGGUUGGCUCAUCAACGACAUGCUCGCGCUGGUAGGCAGCGGGUCGGGCGACCACGUCGAUGCGGCAGACUUCCUCGGCUCGAUGAAGCUAGAGGUCAGCGUCGCUCUCGAGGGCGUCGAGGAGGCAGUGUACCUACGGGGUAUCCUGACCGAAGUGGUCCGAUAUGGGGCGUCUCUGCCCAAGUCCGGCAGCAGCAAGGACCUUGCAGCGGUGCCGCCAACCAGCCUCUCCUCGGCCCUGCCCCUAGGAUCCAAGACCAGCAAGCAUCAAGUAUCGAAGCGGAAGGUUGUCUCGGGCGGCGAGAUAAAGGAGCGGACGGCGAGAGAGGUUGGUCUGUUGACCAGUAGGAAGGUGGCAGAUUACUCGUUUGAGAGGAUUGUGAUUUAGCAAGGGACUGUUUAUUUGAGGAUAUCACUGUUCGUCCAUUUGUCUACCUCGAAUCAGCCUGCAACCACAACGUAAAAAUGCCAGAUACCACACAAAUUCCUAGGAAAUGGAACUCUAUAUGCUUCG
This is a messenger RNA of Gaeumannomyces tritici R3-111a-1, 3053 nucleotides long. RefSeq lists its product as hypothetical. Bases 114 to 2927 code for a protein of 937 amino acids. NCBI's taxonomy places the organism in Eukaryota, Fungi, Ascomycota, Sordariomycetes, Magnaporthales, Magnaporthaceae. The transcript is spliced from 2 exons. The record is from RefSeq and is a predicted model, not a curated record.